CUCAAAUAUAUCCAGAUAGACCGCAGGUAAAAGAGACAUUCGUCAUAUCAGGUGUGCAUUCUUCUGAGGAAGUGCAGACUGCGCGAUACAGAUUUCCUUUGCUUCCUUGUCAUGAAGCUCAAUUUUCUUGCCACCUUCGUCCUCCUCGUUGCCUUUUCGCCCCGACAUGAAUGUAGAGCGAUCGACAGCCCCAGUCAGCAGGCUCCUGGCACAGAGCGCGACCCACAGCAGCAGUCCCUUCCCAUUUUGGCACGCGUGGGAGAGGAAUACUUCAUACGACUGGGCAACGGAAAUCAGAAUUCACCUUUUUCCGCACCAAACAUGUAUUCCGAAAGCUCCCGGUCAGGCUUCAGAAGAGCUCUGCAGCUCCAGCUAACACAACGUCUGUUACAAGGCAAAGUUGGUAACAUGAAGCGGCUCAUCGCCAAUUACGCACAACAGCCUGACGACUCGAUGGAGAGGGAGCGACGGUCGGAGGAGCCUCCUAUCUCUCUGGAUCUCACCUUCCACCUGCUCCGAGAAGUAUUAGAGAUGGCAAGAGCUGAACAAUUAGCCCAACAAGCGCACAGUAAUAGGAAAAUGAUGGAACUCUUUGGGAAGUAAAAUUGACAUCUAUUCAUCCGCCAAAGAAAUUUUUACAUUUAGCACAAAACAUAAUAUGUACUAUAGUGCUGCCUUUCCAUUCAUUUAUAUCGUAUUUAUUUUAGUAGAUUUAUGCUCAAAUCAAGAGCAAAAAUGUGGAAUUGUAGCCUACUACAGCCUGGUGAUCAAAUAGCUGCGUAAAUGCGUGAAAAGUCAUCACUUUCGAUAAUUGUUGUAAAAGUGCUUAACAAAAUGUAGCCAAUAUACGUUUAAUUUUCUAAUAGUACACAAUCAUUUGGGACUUGAGAGCUA
Messenger RNA from Alosa sapidissima (American shad), 894 nucleotides. It is a transcript of the gene crhb, whose product is annotated as corticotropin releasing hormone b. The transcript is spliced from 2 exons. Bases 112 to 603 code for a protein of 163 amino acids. NCBI's taxonomy places the organism in Eukaryota, Metazoa, Chordata, Actinopteri, Clupeiformes, Clupeidae. The record is from RefSeq and is a predicted model, not a curated record. Gene Ontology annotation, cellular component: extracellular region. Gene Ontology annotation, molecular function: hormone activity.